Messenger RNA from Metarhizium album ARSEF 1941, 3579 nucleotides. Its product is annotated as Serine/threonine-protein kinase domain protein. Gene Ontology annotation, cellular component: cytoplasm. The record is from RefSeq and is a predicted model, not a curated record. Gene Ontology annotation, molecular function: ATP binding; protein binding; protein serine/threonine kinase activity. Bases 1 to 3579 code for a protein of 1192 amino acids. The transcript is spliced from 3 exons. Gene Ontology annotation, biological process: peptidyl-serine phosphorylation; autophagy. NCBI's taxonomy places the organism in Eukaryota, Fungi, Ascomycota, Sordariomycetes, Hypocreales, Clavicipitaceae.
AUGGAUGGCUAUGAGCCAACACAAGCGACUCAAGAUGUCCUCGAUCCGCGACGCAUAGGGAAGCAGAACUCUGGCUUCUCCGACGAUGACGUAUCCGACAUCAUUUGCGUCUUGUACCCGCUCUCCAAGUCGGCACGGCAAGAGGUCAAGAGAUUAGCUGGGGAAAACUCUCCGUACAUCAUCGGCAAGGACGAGGCGGACAGUGUUGAGCCCGAUUAUGAAUUGGAGGAUCACGCGAGCCGGUUCGAGUCCCGUCCGGCCAGCCACGGAGACCACGCCAUCAUCUUGAGGCUUUCGUCUCCCGUCAAGAACCCCUCUGCUGGAUUCGCUUUUGGCAGAAACCGCGCCAGGUGCGAUGUUGUCUUCACCAACGAUCCGCUGCGCCGCAUCAGCAACAUCCAUUUCCGCAUCUACGUCAACGAGUAUGGAAAUGUCAUGAUUGAGGACCAGUCAACCAAUGGCACCUGUGUUGACGGGCGGGUCCUCAAGCGCUGCACCGAGGACAGCUCAACAUCAGCUAAUAAGUGGGUGUUGGGCUCUGGAAAUAUGAUCCGGAUUGUCUUGCACAACGAGGCCCUAGACUUGCAUUUCCGUGUUAGGAUACCUGGUCGGCAUGACCAUUAUGACCGGGCAUUUAUUAUCAAGGUCAGCGAAUACUUUGCCCGCCAUGGCUUGCACCCUGCGAGCGGCAGAGUGCCCAGUAUCCGUACCCAUGCCAAUGCCAACACCAACCCCGGGCCCGUUGAUCUGUUCAAGGUGCCUGGCGGGCCGCAGGCAAACAGAGCAGCACUGGAGACGAGUCCGUCGCCUCACCUGUCACCAGGUAAGCGGAAGGACUCGCAUGGUGCGGUACGCAAUGAGUGGAAGGGCUCCGGGAAAUACAACCGCAUAGGCAUGAUUGGCAAGGGAGCUUUUGCAGUGGUGUACAAAGUGACGUCAAAAUAUGACGGACUACCUUAUGCGGCAAAAGAGCUUGAGAAGCGUCUGUUUAUCAAAAACGGCGUCCUUGAUCAAAAGGUUGAGAACGAGAUGAGGAUUAUGCAGCGGGUGAAUCACCCCAAUAUUGUACGUUAUAUCGAGAAUUUUGACUGGGAGGACCGCCUCCUGAUAAUCAUCAUGGAGUAUCUGCCUCACGGUGACCUCGGCAAGACCAUUUCUGAGGACGGCGCGUUUACCGUCGAGAUGACACAAACCAUGUCCAGGCAACUACUCAGUGCCCUGGGCUAUUUACAUGCCAACAGUAUUACGCAUCGGGAUGUUAAACCAGACAAUAUCCUCAUCCAGUCGAUGGAUCCCCUGGUGGUCAAGCUGACCGACUUUGGGUUAUCCAAAAUGGUUGACACAGCAGAGACCUUCUUGCGCACGUUUUGCGGAACGCUCCUGUAUUGUGCACCCGAAGUGUACACAGAGUAUGCCGAGUAUGAUGAUAAUGGAGUCCGAAACCGAGGCAAGAAAAUGCGCCGUGUGCCCGGACAAAGAUAUAACCAUGCCGUGGACAUCUGGUCGCUUGGAGGUGUCCUGUUUUACGUGCUGACUGGCACACCACCUUAUCCCGUCAAAUCCGGCAUCAGCUACUCAGAGUUACUGCACAAGAUUAUGACAACAGAUUUGGACACCAUUCCCCUCCAGAGAUUUUCAGUAUCCGAGUCUGGCAUCGAUUUCAUCCGGCGAAUGCUCCAAAGGCGACCCGAGAGUCGCGCAACUAUACUCGAGCUCGAAAGUCAUCCCUGGCUUUGUGGCUUCGGCUCCGCAAUACAGGCUUCUCAGUCGUAUGACGAGAUCACGGAUGAUGAAGAGUAUCCUUCCCAGCUCGAAAAGCUAGUUGCGUAUGACGAUGACAGAGUGAGCGACUCAAUGAGCGAUAUCUCAGACAAGGAAAAUAGCUACAUGGAACAUGGCGCACAGCAACCACGUUUGUUUGGGGAGGUUGGUGUAUCUGCCAUCGGGUCCUCUGGUGUCAUUCCUGAAAAUUACCUCAAUCUGCCUGCCGAGAACAGCACGGAUGCGAGGGAUAUUCUGGGCUCCCACGAGGACGAAGCCUAUGAUUCAGGAGACUCGGACACAAUCAAGGGAAGGACUCAACAUGCAUAUCAACAUGACGCCAUAUCGAUAUACCCUAACCAGUCUGCGGACCAGCUCCAAAGCCUGGUAGAAGAUGUAGCGUCGCAGAAACUUGGAGGCAAUACGUCAGCCGCUCCGGAACGGAGCGAGUCACAACGGCUGUCCUUUUCUGUGGACCCCAACUCGAGUAAGAGAAAGCCACCAUUACCUGGUACCGGCGAGGAACAUGACGAGAACACGCCUCCGGGGGAGCCCAUAAUAAAGAGAUUGAAGUCGGAAGAAAGCUAUGAGGAUCCGCCUCCCGAAAUCCUCGAGGAGUACAGACUUCUGGCCAAGAUGCCACAAGUAACGAGACUUGACUCUGGUAGGCAAAUAGACUAUCCUGUGAGCAAGAUGGUGUGGUGGCAACAAGACAAGAAGACGUGGCAUUUGCAGUAUCCCGAAAUGACACAGCGCCAGCACGAUGCCUUCAGACGAGCAGCAAGGGAUAGAGGCGAGGAGUUUGGCCCUGGCAAGACGCCGCUCUGGGAUUUGGCAGUGAAAUAUUUUGCUCCCAGCCCUAGACCCGGACCAGGGGGCAGAAGCGGCCGCUCAACGGCCUCCGCGCCCGCUGGGCUGAGGCGAGACGAUGGCAGGAUGACUGAAGACAGGCUGGACCUCCCGUCAACAGCUCCAUCAAUCCAAUCGUCUCCAAUGCCCGAUACCUGCCCUCCUGACACGAAGAUUGUUGUGCCAGUCCAAGAGGGCCUCUCAACCAGCAGGGCGAUCGCAUUGGUGGACACUGACGCCUCUUCUCGUGUCCAAGGGAUCACAUUCCCCAUCACCGACUCGUUCGUCUCGUUUGGCAGGGGACCAGAAAAUACUCAAAGUUUCAAGGACAAACAAGAACCACGAGUACCAAAGUAUGCCUUCAAAAUCAUGCUGUGGAAAGAUGGCUUCGAUGCGUCAAAACAUUGCCCAACAGGAGAUCAGCCGUGGUGCAAGGAAGCCUCGCAAGAAGAUGCGCACCAUCACUUUUGGAUAUCCACAAAGGCCACUCUAGGCAUCAAGAUCAACGGGUACAACUUGCCGUCGUCGGAUCCCAGAAACCCAAGCGGUCCGUCCAAAUACUGGGCCAAGCUUCACAACGGCGACUCUCUCAUGAUUUGGGGCGGACAGGACCCCAGGAACCAAACGAAACUCACGUUCGGGUGCUUCUGGGGAGGAUCCUCGGCUGCGCGGCCGCCAGAUGGGCGACAGUUGGAGCUGGCCAGUCCCCAGAUAGCAGCCAAGCUAGAUGCCGUGUGCCAAAGGACCGAGAAGCGAGUCCGGGACGCGGCGGAGCGGAAGCGCAAGUCUGACGAGGCCAGUGCGGACAUUUCCGAGCGGGCGCGGCAGGUGGGACGAGAGCGGGAGCGCAGUCGACUGUUUGAGCAGAAGCGUCUGGCGGCCGUUGAGUUUUGGGCCGCGAGACAAGCUCUUUCGCGGAGGGGUUCCCCUGCCACCGGGCCGGCUGGUGCCUCGACGAGAAUGUAUUAG